GUAAAGAAGGUGAAGUAAAGAAAAUGUAAUUUUACUUCCAGACGUAGAGCAUAAGCAUAUUAUUCAAAAUUCAAAACUCGGUCUUCAUUUUUUGUUUUUUUUAAUACUGUACAAGGGGGCGAGGUACUGGGAAUUAAAUAUGUCCUCCAGAUUUACCGGCUGCCUUCUUGCACGGCUGUCCAGACAUACAACGCGUGGACCCGUGAUCAUACCUUACAGAUACCAGCUGCGCUGCUACGGCGAUCCACCACCGCUAAUGGAGUGCAAGGCUUUCAAGGAAGCGAAGGAGAAGAAAGCACUUGAGGUGAAAAAGAAGAAGGCAGCCGAGAAGAAGGAGGCGGCUAGGAAAGAUGCGGAACGGCUAAGAUGUAUGUUGAAAAUCUGCAUCGAAAAAAAGACGGAGGCAAUAAACGCAAAAAUGGAAUGCAUGACAGCGGAGGAGCAGAAGGCCAUGAAGGAGAUGAUGGAGUGCGUGAUGACUGGUGUUAGGAAGAUCUGCUUGAAGUCAGUGAUGCAGAAGUACUGCAAGGAGCAGGAGCUGAAGCACCGCUACGAGCGAAUGAUCAAGGAGAAGAAGAUAAAGCAGUUGAUGAAGCAAUGUCCUGCUACGAAAGGGGAAAGCACGAAGGAGGAUUGCGAGGAACCUAAUAAAGAGCAAAAAAAAGAGGCUAUCGCAAAGAUAAAUCAAGAAUCAGAAACGCUUAAGAAAUGCAUAGAAGAAACCACAAAGCUUUUAGAAGCUGAGUUAGAAAAGCAGAUGCAAUCUCAGUGCAAGAAGGAUUGUGAAGAGGAUAAAAAUCAAGAUAAUGCUCCCAAAGAAGAUUGUGCCAAGAAAGAGGUUAAAGAAUGUGCACAAAAGAAGGAAACUCCCAAAGCAAAACCCAACAAGGAAAAGGAACCAAAAAUAGAUAGUUGUAAGGAUGUGCAGAAAAAGCCUAAAGAGGAAGAAAAAUGUGCAGAAGACUUGAAGGAAUCCGCCGCUAAGGAGAAAAAAGAACAGCCUAAAGAGCCGAAAUGCCCGGAGAAUCCCAAGAAGUCAAAGGAACAGAAAUGUCCAGAAGUGCCGAAAAAAGAGGAGAAAUGCGCCGACAAGAAUAAAGAAACAGGCAAGAAGGCAAAGAAAGAACAGCCUAAAGAUCAGGAAAGCCCAAAGGAUUCCAAAAAGGCCAAAGAGCAGAAAGCGACUAAGGGAGAAGUAGAUUCGAAAGCUAAGAGCAAUAAAGUGGAGAAGAAAGAUAAAAACAAAGAACAGGAAAAAGAAAAAGGAAAGCAGCCGGUGUGUUCCACGGACGGUAAGAAAUCUAAAAAGCCUCCGAAACCCAAAACUCCGUUUGAACAGAAGCUAGAGGAGUGCGUGAAGAAAGAGUGGGACGACUUAUGUCAGACUCAAAAGCGUUUAAGUCCGCAAGAACAGAAACAAAUUUCUGACGUCGAGAAUUGCCUUAAGGCGGAAAUCAAGAAGAGGUGCGGUAAAACGGUAAUAAAGAAAAUGUGUGCUGAGUCCUUUGGGGAGCCAAAGAAGAAGAACAAGUGCGAGGAGAAGAACAAAGAAGAGUGUAAGGGUCAGAAGCGAGCAGAGUCCAGCGGUAAAGGAAAGCUCGAAAAAUGCGUUCAGCUGAAAUGGAAGAAAUCCUGCCCUUUAAUUCAAAAGCUUGCCGAAAAGAAUGAAGUUGAUUUCCUCGAAGCUUCUAAGGAAGCCAAAAAAAUGAUUGCGAAAUCUUGCCAAGACGAAGAAAAGGAUAAAGAAACUGAAAAUGAAGAGCUGAAAGCUAAUCUCGAUAGAUGUGCGUGCAUGAAGAAAUGUGCGGACGCGCGUCUUAAAAGGAAAUGCGAUGAUUUGGCGAAACAGGAAAACUGUGAAAAAGAUGCGCAACUGAAAAAAUGUCUUAAGAAAACGUGCGAAGAACGAACCAAAAAACAGGACGAUAUAAAGAAAAUUAACGAAGAGCUCAAGAAACUAUGUCAAGAAUUAGACAUUGAAAUAUGCGACGAGGAAAUAAAAAGAAAGUGCAUAGAGAAAGCUCAAAAGGUGCUAUGCGAGGCUAGGAAAAAACGAGCAGAGCAAAGGCAAAAAGAGGAACAGCUGAAGAAAAAAGCCAAAGAGGAAGCCGCCAGAAAGCAAAAACGCGAAGAAGAUGAGCUGAAGAAAAAGAGAGAGAUGGAGCUAGCCGAAAAAGAAAAAUGCGGAGAGAUCGAUAAGGAGCAGAAAUGCAAAAUGAUGGAACAACAGAAAAAAUGCGAAGAGGAAGAGCAAAAGAAAAAGUGCUUAGAAGAAGAGAAGGCGAGAAAGUGCGAAGCGGAAGAGCAAAAGAAAAAGUGUCAGGCGGAAGAACUAAAGAGAAAGUGCGAAGAUGACGAAAUGAAAAAGAAAUGCGAUGAGGAGCUUCAAAAGAUAAAAUGCGAAAGGGAAGCCAAGAAGAAGAAACUGGACGAAUUAGGUGAGAGACUGGGCAAGCUGCUGAAAGAAGAGAAAGAGCUGACCAAGAAACUAGAAGCGAUGCAAAAAGAAGCAGAAGAAAAACAGAAACAAGAGGAAGAGGAACAAAAGAAGAGGGCAGAAGAGGACAAAGUUCUUAAGGCAUGUGAUGAAUUUGAAAAAAAUGAAAAGCUUGAAAAGGAAAAAGCUGAUAAAAAGAAGACCUCGCCCGCUAAGUGCGAUCCCGAAUAGGAAAGCUCAAGAAAAAAUGUAGAUCAAGCAGACUUUCCGAAAAUACUCAGAGCUUUUCCACAAUGAAGGUGACAGUUAGUGUUCAGAAUGCGGCGGCGGUCUCAAGAUUGCUUAUCCUCCAGUUGAUGCACCACAAGCCGUUUGUCAAGAUCGCAUUCUGAUUCCAGGUUCGAGGAAGAGGUAAAAGGUGACUGCACCAACUGGGCGAUAUUUCUUGCGAACGCCACCGGGGUCUUGGCCAACUUAAGCAACAUCAAUGGUAUGUAGUCAGUGUCAACAAAUGUCAAUGGUGAGGCCGUCCAUCAAUCGCAUCGCAGCAUCAUUGCCCUCCUGGCUUUCGGAACCCCAAAAAGAAAACUGUGACCCCAAAAAAAGCUGUCAUGAAUUUUAUUUCACUUUGCUUAGUAUUUUAAAUAAAAAUUCCCGUAACUGCCCCCACGUAAA
Messenger RNA from Drosophila eugracilis, 3112 nucleotides. RefSeq names its product axoneme-associated protein mst101(2). The transcript has a single exon. NCBI's taxonomy places the organism in Eukaryota, Metazoa, Arthropoda, Insecta, Diptera, Drosophilidae. The record is from RefSeq and is a predicted model, not a curated record. Bases 140 to 2668 code for a protein of 842 amino acids.